Molecule: messenger RNA, 2394 nt
Organism: Dentiscutata erythropus
Lineage: Eukaryota; Fungi; Glomeromycota; Glomeromycetes; Diversisporales; Gigasporaceae
Source: the annotation of a GenBank genome assembly
AUGAAGUCCAAAUUUUGGCUUCUAUUAAUUUUAUCAUGUCUAAUUGCCUGUUUUAUAGGCUUUCCUUUAUUAAAAGUUUCUGCCCAAGAUGCUAAAUCCGAACCAUCGAAAGAUGCCAGCAGUAAUGAAAGACCCUUUAUUACUCAAGAACCGGAUGGUUUUGCAAUUGACCCAGAAAAUGACAUAAAUAAUGAUGGUAAAUCUAAUUUUGGUUUUACAAAAGAACAAACCGAGAAACUUAAAGAAACUGAAGAAAAGUUUGAAUUUCAGACCGAAGUUAGUCGAUUGAUGAAACUUAUUAUUAAUUCGUUGUACAAAACACGUGAAAUCUUUCUUAGAGAACUUAUUUCUAAUGCUUCUGAUGCAAUUGAUAAAAUAAGAUUCCUUUCUCUUACCGAUCCUAAUGCAUUAAAAGCAAAUUCACACUUAAAUAUUACAAUAUGGACAGAUCCUGUUAAUAAAAUAUUAACAAUUACUGAUAGUGGUGUAGGAAUGACACGUCAACAACUUAAAGAAAAUUUAGGAACAAUAGCAAAAUCUGGUACAUCGGAAUUUUUAAAUGCUUUAGAAGAUAAAAAAGCUGAUAUGAAUUUAAUUGGUCAAUUUGGGGUUGGUUUUUAUUCGGUAUUUUUAGUGGCUGAUAAAGUUAUUGUUACUACAAAACAUAAUGAUGAUGAUCAAUAUAUUUGGGAAUCUCAAGCUAUUAAUGAUUUUACUAUUGCUAAAGAUCCUAGAGGAAAUACUUUAGGUCGUGGUACUCAAAUUAAAUUACAUUUUAAAGAUGAUGCUGUUACAUUCCUUGAAGAUGAUUCUAUACGUAACCUUAUUUUAAAAUAUUCCGAAUUUAUUAACUUUCCUAUUUGGUUAUGGACAAAAAGAACUGAAACUAUCUCUAUUGAUGCUGAUGAGAUCGAUAAAAAAGAUUCUGAUAAUGCAAAACCUGAUUCUGAUGAACCAAAAAUUGAAGAUGCUCCUGAAGAUGAUGAAAAAUCUGAUGUUAAAACAAAAACUAUUGAAGUACCUGGUUGGGAACUCAUGAAUACUCAAAAACCUAUUUGGACUCGUGAGCCAAAAAAUGUUACUGAUAUAGAAUACGAAAACUUUUAUAUGUCUUUCUCAAAGGAUAGUGAAGUCGAUUUCAAAGCUAUUGUAUAUAUUCCAUCUAGAGCUCCUGAUAACUUAUUUCAAAAAGUUCAAGAUUUUGCUCGUAACAUUAAACUUUUUGUUAAACGAGUAUUCAUCACUGAUGAAUUUUUGGAUUUCGUUCCAAAAUAUUUAGCUUUUAUAAAAGCUAUAAUUGAUGCUGAUGAUUUACCUUUAAAUGUUAGUAGAGAAACUUUACAACAACAUAGAGCUCUUCAAUUAAUUAAAAAACGAAUUAUUAAAAAAACUUUAGAUUUAAUUGCUGAUUUAAAAAAUGAUGAUGUUAAAUAUAAUAAAUUCCUUAAAGAAUUCGGUACAAGUUUAAAAGUUGGUGCUAUAGAAGAUAAUGAAAAUAGAAAGAAAAUCGCUCAUUUAUUAAAAUUCCCAAGUUCUUAUAAAGGUUCUAAUUGGACUACUAUAGAUGAUUAUAUUAGUAGAAUGAAAAAAGAUCAAGAUAAAAUGUAUUUUGUUACUGGUUCUUCCGUAGAAGAAGUUGAAAAAUCUCCUUUUAUUGAAGGAUUUGUGGCAAGAGGUUAUGAAGUUUUAUAUAUGGUUGAACCUAUUGAUGAAAUGUUAGUUCAACAUAUGCCAGGUCAUGGUGGUAAAAUGUUUCAAAAUAUCGCAAAGGGUAAUAUAGAUAUUGAUAAAGAUGAUUUCGAAGGCAAGGCUCAAUUAAAAUUCAAGUUUGCCAAAUUAACUGAAUGGAUGCAAACUAUACUUGUUGAUCAAGUCGAAAAAAUCAUAAUAUCAGAUCGUCUUGUUACAUCUCCCUGUGCUGUCGUUGCGAGUGAAUGGGGUUGGACUGGUCAUAUGGAAAAAAUAAUGGCCGCACAACCGUUUAAACAAGAAAAUGAAUUCAUGAGAGAAUUUUAUGCAAAACAAAAGAAAAUUCUAGAAAUUAAUCCACAUCACCCACUUAUGCUUGGUUUAUUGGAUAAAGUUGAAAAAGGCCAAACAGAUGAAACUAUAAAUGAAUUAGUCCAAGUUUUAUAUGAAUCUACUUUAAUUAGAUCCGGUUAUGUGUUAAAAGAUAAUUUAAAAUACUCAGAUAAGGUUGAAAGAAUCUUAAGGAAGAACUUGGGUAUAGAUCUUAAUGCCAAACCUGAAAUUAAUAUUGUACCAGCUGAAGAUGCUGACCCUACUGGAAAAAAGAGUUCGGAAUCAAAGGAAGAAAAUGAUUUGUUUAACGAAUUGGAUCAAGAUGAUUUUUCAGAUCCAACUAAGCCUUCAUUUCCUCAUGAUGAACUUUGA